This is a messenger RNA of Xenopus laevis (African clawed frog), 2961 nucleotides long. RefSeq lists its product as uncharacterized. NCBI's taxonomy places the organism in Eukaryota, Metazoa, Chordata, Amphibia, Anura, Pipidae. The transcript has 2 exons. The record is from RefSeq and is a predicted model, not a curated record. The coding region runs from base 1067 to 2008 and encodes 313 amino acids.
GAAAUGUAUCAACUAAAUGUUGUAAACUUGUAACAUUUUAGAGUCUGCACCUGAAUUACUGAGCUGCCAGACAUGAACAUUCAUCUUUAAAGGGGAUGUAAAGUCAAAAAAUUACAUUUCUUUAAGGUGUCCACUGUCUAAAAAUAAUUUGGCCCUUCCUUCAUAAAAUGGCUUAAGCUGAUGUACAGUGAACCGAAGGCAUCCAUCAGGGUUAAUGGCAUUACUUCUGUACCAUUUCGCCUUACAAGAGGUACCCGUCAAGGGUGUCCCCCUCUCCCCGCUCAUAUUUGCGUUGGCAAUUGAACUCAUGGCCAUAGCAAUUAGGCAAUCUCAGAGGGUGCGGGGAUUCAUCUACAAAUCAAUUGAAGAGAAGAUCUCAUUAUAUGCGGACGAUACGCUCCUAUACUUAGCAGACCCACAUGACUCACUCGCCUCUGUGCUUGGGAUUGUCAAAAAAUUUGGUUCGUUCUCAGGUCUCCAAAUUAACUGGGACAAGUCUAUAUUAUUCCCCCUUGACGGACAACUCCCGAUAGAGAUGGCCCCAGACUGUAACCUUCAAGUGACGGAUAAUUUUAAGUACAUAGGGAUAACGGUGCAUAAAGAUCCGAUGUUGUUUUUGCAGCAUAACUUAUAUCCCUUACAACGUCACUUUAAAGACACACUUGCACACUGGACCAAACUCCCUCUCACGCUACUUGGCAGAAUUAAUAUAUGCAAAAUGAUUUAUCUUCCUAAAUUUCUUUAUAUACUGAGUAAUACCCCCUGCCACAUACCCAAGAAAGCUUUACUUGAUAUUGAUCGAACGCAAUCUGAAUUUAUUUGGGGGAACAAAACGCCCACACUGUCUAGAGCUACCCUCAAUGCUCCACAAGACCAGCUAGGACUGACCUCUCCCAACUAUGAGCUGUACUAUCUUGCCUCCCAGGCCUCGCAUGCAGCCGGUUGGAAAGUGUUUGACGCUGAUAACCAGGCAUCCAUAAUUGAGGCACUGUAUUUUACCUCUGUGUAAAGCCUGCACAAUGCUUUAUAUAGAACUCGAAAAGAUCUUGGCCCUUUAUUACCUGUAAUGGAUGCCACUAAGAGAGCCUGGGAUGCAAUUGUACAGUUCACAAAAGCUGAUGUCACUCUAUCUCCAGAUUCCCCUCUAUGGGGUAAUAGUAACUAUUCACACCUAGCCGCCUUCUCAGAGGUGGAAACGUGGACUGAAUUUGGUCUGAAGCGGCUGUCACAAGUAUACACGGAUGGGACUUUUCACACACUUCCUAAACUACGCCAGCUCCUCUCUCUGCCUGACUUGUCUGAAUUUCGAUACAACCAGAUUAGCCAUCUUUGCUCAGCGCAAUUCCCAACCCCUCCUCUGCGCUUACACUGCACAGGGAUAGAGGAAUUGAUAUCUCAGCCCACCAAGGUCAAGCUCCUAUCCAAUACAUAUAAGCACUUGAUUUCCAAUAGAUAUGAUCCCAGGGUAAAAUAUAAGUGGGAGAGCAGUGGGGUUCGUAUUGACCCAGAUGAUUGGGAAGAAAUCAUAGACAAUUUAUAUAUCCCGUUGGUGAGCAUGAGAGACAGGCUUAUACAGUUUAGGAUUAUACAUCAAACAUACCUCACCCCUCAGAAACUAUUUACAAUGGGAAGAGUAGCCUCACCAAGCUGCCCCAGGUGUGGUGCUCCUGUCGCUAAUUUUAUACAUUUGAUGUGGGAUUGCCCGGUGAUACUCAGAUUUUGGAGGGCUAUUGUGAACUUCAUGGCCACCGAACUGGAACUUCCCCAGAUACUUAAUCCUGCUACCUGUCUUCUGGGUCUCCUUGACUCCGUGGUACCUAGAGUACAUACUAGGUGUUUAAUACGGUUGCUUUUCUUCUACGCAAAAAAAGUAGUUGCCCUGCACUGGAUGGUUAAUUCGCAAUUGGAACUGUACAAACUCACUUACUUAGCACGAGGAUGCCCUAAGAAAUUUGAGAAUAUUUGGAACCCCUGGCUUGAGUCGCCAGCCACCUCGACUGCCCGCUGAUCACUUUUUCAGCUACUCCUCUUCCCCCCUCUCUUCUCUUCUUUCUUUCUUUUCUAUCUGGCUCUACUUCUUUCUGUUUUUUGUUUUGUUGAAAAUUCAAUAAAAAUUAACCUUUAAAAAAAAUAAAUAAAAUAAACCUAUCUUCAAUAUUCUUCAAUAAAAUAUUCUGUACCUUUUUCAUAAAAAUCAUGAUUUUCGCGUUCCAGCUCCCCCUUCUCUCUAUGCACACGGACUUCAGCAUGAAUUCCUCAACAUGGGCCGGCCCGCGGCUGCUUUACUUCAAAACAAUCCCCCCUCUUCCGAGUUCUGUAGUGUCAGGGAAAGCGUGUGGCGUUGUCAUGGAGGUAGGUAGGCUAUAGGAAUGAAAAGAUAAAUUUAAUGAAUCUCUAAGUAAAGCAGCCGCGGGCCCGCCUGACGUGUUGAGGAAUUCAUGCAGGCUGAAGUCCAUGCGCAUAGAGAGAAGGGGGAGCUGGAGUGCAGAAAAUCAUGAUUUUUAUGAAAAAAGUACAGAAUAUUGACGAUAGGUUUAUUAGACAGUGGACCAAUAAAAGGAAUUACAUUUUUUGACUUGUCAUCCCCUUUAAAAGUAGAUUUUGGAAAAACGGUAAAAAAUAAAUAAUGAAAAGUAAUAAAAAAGUCUUUAUUUUUGAGGAGUAAUCUAAAAAAACUGAAUUGGAAAAAGUGUUUGGAAGGUGAAGAACCCUUUAAAUCUUGUUUCUGUGUUUUUGUACUGAAGCUGAACAGUUCUUUUGGCUAAGUUACUCUUGGGAUUUACUUUGUUGCUAACAGUCCUCCUACAAUCCUCUGUACCUAUGUAUGGAGGUGGAACAACAAGCUAUUUCUGUGGAAGCUUAUGCAACAAUUCUCAGCCAAGAUUUACACAUAAUAUAGCCCCUCUGUGUGCCAUUCCAUAACUCUGCAACGUAAGUGCUUUAACUGGAUGCUUUUUUUUU